Messenger RNA from Gastrolobium bilobum, 519 nucleotides. RefSeq lists its product as uncharacterized. Gene Ontology annotation, molecular function: zinc ion binding. The transcript is spliced from 2 exons. The record is from RefSeq and is a predicted model, not a curated record. Bases 1 to 519 code for a protein of 172 amino acids. NCBI's taxonomy places the organism in Eukaryota, Viridiplantae, Streptophyta, Magnoliopsida, Fabales, Fabaceae.
AUGAUUAUGUCUUCUGGAAGGGGGAGCUCAGGUAGUUCGCUUGGGUCCAGAAGUGGAAGAAGGAGAGCUGCUCCAUUGUGUAAAUGUGGGAGGCACAAUGUUGUUUACACCUCCAAGACACCUAGAAACCCUAAUAGUUCAUUUUUUGGGUGCCCCAACUUCAAGGAAAAGAAGCCAUACUGUAACUUUUUUACAUGGGUGGAUGAUGCUACAUCUGAUACCAUGGAGCUGGAAGAUUGGACAAUUAACAAGUUGGAGUUGAAUGUAGCUGAAAUGGAGUUCAAGUUGAACUUUUUGGACAUGAAGCUCAAUGAUGAACUGCAACUGGAGGUGAAUGACCACAAAAAGAAGAUUAAUGAGCACUGUAUAAAGAUUGAAGACAUAGCAAUGAAGAUGCAGGCAGACUUUGAAAGGGUUGAGAAGGAAAUGAUGCAUGUGUGUAGGUGUGCUAGGGUGUUUGCUGGAUCCAUUAUCAUUGUCUUUGUAAUAUGUUUAUAUCUUUGUAGUAGGGUGGAGUGA